UCUUUUUUUUUCAAAAGUGGAAUGACUAUGAGAUAAGAUACUUGAUACUUGAGUUAGUAUUAGCCGCUAAAAAGGAUGGUCGUAAAAGUGAUCUCUCGGAUAUCGUGCGUGUUUUAGAUUCUGUAGUAAAACGCGCGGUUUCUUAACUCCAUGUCGCAUAGACGCGCGGUUUCAGCAGCAGGGGUUUCUUUUUAAGGACAGCCAGUUCCUUUGUUUCAUGAAUUGCAGCAUUCUUGGAUCAGUUCUUUGUUUCUUCUUCCUGAAAUGGAUCCAGAGAAGCAGGAUGUCAUUAAGUUCAUCUUAUACCUCAUGCUCUUGGAAGUUGAAAUGAGAAAGAAGAGAGAGAAAACGGAGGAGAUGGAAAAGCAGCUAAGGGCCGAUCAAGCUGCACUGGAAGCUAUGGAAAAUAAACGUUUGAUGCUUAUGAGUGAGAGGGAUGACAAGAUCGCAGAGAAAAAAACUGUGGACAAAUUGGUUGCUGAUUUUCUUCGAGCAGAUGCUAACGGCGAUUUUGAAGCGCAGAAAGCUAUGGAGAACCAGAUUGUAGCUUUGAUCAGCCGUGACGCCGGCGACACGGGACCAUCUGGAGGCGGCGGUUAGUGCAGGAUGAUUGAGGCGGGUGACGGCGAGUGAUAACUACUAGAGUCGGCGGUGACUACGGCUGGGGUUACGUUAAAUAAGGGUGAUGCUGGAUUUUACCAUUAUCAUAGAAAAAUAAAAGACCUCGUUUUAACUAUGUUUAAAGCACUACAUACGCAUUUUCCUUGUGUUUAAUUUAGACGUUUUAAAAGCAAUGCUUUGUGUGAGUUGGCGGUGAAAACAAAAAUGGAUUUUAGAGAUAUAAGUACAGUAUAUGUGUACUUUAUAAAAAAGAGAUUGGUUGUAGCUGAAGUGGACUCAUGUUGGAUUGGUUGUAAGUGAUUAAUGGGUUUUGAAUUUUGAUGCGGAUGGGUUUGGAACUAAA
This is a messenger RNA of Gossypium arboreum, 964 nucleotides long. RefSeq lists its product as uncharacterized. The record is from RefSeq and is a predicted model, not a curated record. Lineage: Eukaryota; Viridiplantae; Streptophyta; Magnoliopsida; Malvales; Malvaceae. The transcript is spliced from 3 exons. The coding region runs from base 265 to 600 and encodes 111 amino acids.